This is a messenger RNA of Phycodurus eques (leafy seadragon), 4228 nucleotides long. It is a transcript of the gene grm5b, whose product is annotated as glutamate receptor, metabotropic 5b. The transcript has 17 exons. The coding region runs from base 22 to 3789 and encodes 1255 amino acids. Gene Ontology annotation, molecular function: G protein-coupled receptor activity involved in regulation of postsynaptic membrane potential; adenylate cyclase inhibiting G protein-coupled glutamate receptor activity. The record is from RefSeq and is a predicted model, not a curated record. Gene Ontology annotation, biological process: G protein-coupled glutamate receptor signaling pathway; trans-synaptic signaling by endocannabinoid, modulating synaptic transmission; regulation of synaptic transmission, glutamatergic. Gene Ontology annotation, cellular component: postsynaptic density membrane. Lineage: Eukaryota; Metazoa; Chordata; Actinopteri; Syngnathiformes; Syngnathidae.
CUGAUUACUGAACAGACCAAGAUGAUUUUGUGGCUACUCUUCGUUGUUUGGGUGGCACUCGAGCAAACUGACUCUGCCCAGUCGAGUGAACGGCGAGUUGUAGCCCACAUACCUGGAGACAUCAUAAUUGGAGCCUUGUUCUCCGUGCAUCAUCAGCCUCCUGCUGACAAGGUUCAUGAACGUAAGUGUGGCGCGGUUCGAGAGCAGUACGGUAUUCAGCGGGUGGAGGCGAUGAUGCACACACUGGACCGCAUCAACGCAGACCCUCACAUCCUUCCCAACAUCACCCUUGGAUGUGAGAUCCGUGACUCCUGUUGGCACUCCGCUGUGGCUCUGGAGCAGAGCAUUGAGUUUAUUCGGGAUUCGUUGGUAUCCUCUGAUGAAGCAGAGGAGUGGGGUGGAGGAAACCCUUGGGGAGGAGGCGCCGGGGGUGCAACCAUGAAGUGCACAGACCCCUCUACCACUCCCAUGCGAGGGAAAAAGCCCAUUGUGGGUUUAAUCGGGCCAGGAUCAAGCUCAGUAGCCAUCCAGGUCCAGAACCUUCUACAACUGUUCAACAUACCACAAAUUGCCUACUCUGCUACUAGCAUGGAUCUAAGUGAUAAGAGUCUUUACAAGUACUUCAUGCGGGUGGUGCCAUCCGAUGCCCAACAGGCAAGGGCUAUGGUGGACAUAGUCAAGAGAUACAACUGGAGCUAUGUGUCUGCCAUAAACACUGAAGGCAAUUAUGGAGAAAGCGGGAUGGAAGCGUUCAAGGACAUGGCAGCCAAGGAGGGCAUUUGUAUCGCUCAUUCUGGCAAAAUCUGGAGCAAUGCUGGAGAGCAGAGCUUCGACCGAUUGGUGGAAAGGCUGAGGUCCCACCUGCCCAAGGCCAGGGUGGUGGCAUGUUUCUGUGAGGGCAUGACUGUCCGCAAUAUCCUCAUGGCUAUGAGGCGCCAAGGACUUGUGGGAGAGUUCCUUUUGGUUGGCAGUGACGGCUGGGCGGACAGGUACGAUGUGACAGACGGUUACGUGAAGGAAGCCGCUGGUGGCAUAACGAUCAAACUACAGUCUGCUGACGUCAAGUGGUUUGAUGACUACUACCUUAAACUGCGCCCUGACAACAAUCUCAGGGACCCCUGGUUUACAGAAUUUUGGCAACAUCGCUUUCACUGCCGACUGAAGGGGCACCCACAGGAGAGCACCAAGUACAACCGCACCUGUAGCAAGCGAGAAUCUCUCCGGCAGCAGUAUGCGCAGGACACCAAGAUGGGAUUUGUCAUCAAUGCCAUUUAUUCGAUGGCAUAUGGCCUGCAUAACAUGCAACGUGCACUGUGCCCAGGCUAUCAGGGCCUGUGUGACGCCAUGAGGCCUAUUGAUGGCGCUACACUGCUGGACUUCCUAAUGAAAACUAACUUUACUGGCGUAUCUGGGGAGGGAAUCCUCUUUGAUAAGAAUGGAGACUCGCCUGGCAGGUAUGAAAUCAUGAAUUUUAAGAAGAUGGGGAAGGACUACUAUGACUACAUUAAUGUGGGUAGUUGGGACAACCGUGGACUAAAAAUAGACGAUGACGAAAUCUGGUCAAGCAAGGAUGUUGUCAUCAAGUCAGUUUGCAGUGAUCCCUGUGACAAGGGGCAAAUUAAGGUGAUCCGCAAAGGUGAGGUGAGCUGCUGUUGGACGUGUACUCCCUGUAAAGAAAAUGAGUUUGUAUUUGACGAGUACACUUGCCGAGCUUGCGACCUUGGCUCCUGGCCCACUGAUGACCUCACAGGAUGUGAUCCAAUCCCAGUGGAAUACCUACGAUGGGGAGACCCCGAACCCAUCGCUGCCGUGGUAUUUGCUUGCCUUGGGCUCAUGGCCACAUUCUUUGCCACUGCCGUCUUCAUUAGGUUCAGGGACACUCCUGUGGUGAAAUCCUCCAGCAGGGAGCUGUGCUAUAUAAUACUGGCCGGUAUCUGCCUGGGGUACCUGUGUACCUUCAGCCUCAUCGCCAAACCGCAUGUCAUCCACUGCUACCUCCAACGCCUUGGAAUUGGCCUGUCACCUGCCAUGAGUUACUCUGCUUUGGUCACCAAGACCAACCGCAUUGCGCGGAUCCUGGCAGGCAGCAAGAAGAAGAUUUGUACAAAGAAGCCUUGUUUCAUGUCUGCCUGCGCUCAGCUCAUCAUUGCCUUCCUGCUCAUACUACUACAGCUAGGCAUCAUUGUGGCACUCUUCCUCAUGGAGCCACCCCGGGUGAUCUAUGACUACCCCAGCAUCCGUCAAGUCAAUCUCAUAUGCAACACCACUAACUUGGGUGUGGUUGCCCCUUUGGGAUACAAUGGCCUGCUCAUCCUCAGCUGUACCUUCUACGCCUUCAAGACCCGCAACGUUCCUGCUAAUUUCAAUGAGGCGAAGUACAUUGCCUUUACCAUGUACACCACCUGCAUUAUAUGGCUGGCCUUCGUUCCCAUCUACUUUGGCUCCAAUUAUAAAAUUAUCACCAUGUGCUUCAGUGUCAGCCUCAGCGCCACAGUGGCCCUUUGCUGCAUGUUUGUACCAAAGGUAUACAUCAUUCUGGCCAAACCGGAGCGAAACGUACGGAGUGCCUUUACCACCAGUACGGUGGUGCGCAUGCAUGUGGGCGAUGGCAAAUCAUCCUCAGCUGCUAGCCGUUCUUCGAGUCUGGUUAACUUGUGGAAACGCACAGGGUCCACUGCAGAGACUCUCAGCUCGAACGGCAAGUCGGUGUCUUGGGCCCAGACCGAGCGCAACAGUUCGCACGGGAACCACUUGUGGCAACGUCUGUCCUUCCACAUCAAGAAGAAAGAGAACAAUCAAACUGCAGUCAUCAAGCCCUUUUCCAAGACAUCUGAGGAGCGUUACUGUAGAGGAGCCGACCUGCCUCCACACAUGCCCCUGCCUUCCCUUCCCUCUGUAUCUUCCCUGCCUUCUCAUAGCGAUGCUGGUGCCGACAAGAACCUGUACGACGUAUCUGAAGCUGAGGAGAGAUACUCCCUCACUUAUCGACCACAAACGCCCUCCCCAAUCAGCACGGUGAGCCAGAGACUCGGUCCAGGUUUGGAGGAAGAGCCUCAGAUGGCAGGUGUCGCCAAGUAUCCCAGCAGUACUUGCAGCCAGAGCAGCGGCAGCAGUUAUGGUUACGUCAGCAGUAACUCAGGUGUGGCCGGGAGUGACGGCCGCCUGAUCAUCUUGGAGGGUCGCCCAGUGGCGUGCCAAAGCAACCUGAUGGAUCAGAUCAGCUGCGUGGUGAACCGCUUUACCGCUAACAUCAGCCAACUCAACACUAUGAUGCUAUUGUCCUCUCCCACGCACCCCAAUGCACACAAACACUCGCCACCACCGCCGCACCCUACUGACCCCUAUCUUCUUCCUCGUGAGAUUCAACCACCUCCCGUCCUCACCACCUACGCUGACGUCCAACCCCAUCCCCAUCCCCAUCCCCUCGCCGAGUCAAGCUUGGGGCGCCGGGGCGGCUGUCCCGUUCACCCAGUCCCUCUUCUGCAUUCGCCCUACCCUCUUCCACCUCCUCACCCCCAGUCCUCUCCUUCCAUUUCCCCCAUGCGAGGUGGCUUGGUCACCUGCCUCAUGGACUCCCCACUGAGGAGGGUGGAAUUGGAGGAGGAGCUCAUUGCUUUGACUCCCCCGUCACCCUUCCGGGACUCUCUGGCAUCUAGCAGUAGCUCGGCUGUGUCUGAGAUAGAUCUGUGUCUCCCCCCGGUACCUUCCCAUCCGCCCCCGUCCCCUCCUUCGCCCAGGUACAAUAGACUCAAUCUCAGAAACUACAGCCAGAGUUCCUCUUCACUGUGAGGUAGACAUGACGCAAGGGGAAGAGGAGCAAGUCAAGAAAAGCGGAUGGAUCGACUGAAAUCCAUUCAUCCCCGCGAGGGUGUGAAAGUUUUGUGUUUACAUGUGUGCAGUGAGAUCAUAUUUUCAUAUUGAUGUUCCCGUACAUCAGAAUUGGAAAUGUGGUUUGAAAAUGUGUAUUAGGAUUAGAUUGUGGCCUUAAGGUAACAUGGCUGUCAGCUAAUUAGAGAUAGCAAUUGUGCACUCGAGGUGCGUGUGGAUGUAUGUAUACCUCCAUGAGUGUGUUUUACUUGUCUUAAGGAGAAAUGGGCAAAGGGAAAUGUUUGUGGACCAACUAAAAGUUCCUAAAGGGCAAAUAAACUGUACAGUUGAUCUGCUGUACCGCAGUCAAACACGCACAGUCUGUGUGUGGAGACUCACGCAACAAGCAAAACUGUAAAUA